UACAAAUAAUUUCACUUCAAUUCAAUUGUCACGAUUAUAUUUUUGAUUUAAACAUACAAUUUUAUUAACACAUAACUAUGAUGUAUUUUUAAAUUUAGUGUAUUUUAAUUAUUUUAUUUUAAACGAUAGUAAAUUUAUUCUCAGAAAUGAUUUUUAAAUAUAAGACUUGCAGUUCAAUUUCAGACAUUAAAUCUGUUAUUUCUUUAGAAAAUAAUUCAUUUGAUAUUUUUAUAGAGUCUGUAUUACCAGAAACGACGAAAAUAGAAAGAUGUAUUUUAGGAAUUGAUGAAGCAGGACGUGGACCUGUUUUAGGUCCUAUGGUUUAUGGUACAUCCUUUUGUUGUGCGGACAAUCAAGAAAUUUUAAAAGCUUUAGGAUGUGCCGAUUCAAAAGUAUUAACUGAACAGGCACGGGAUGAUAUUUUUGAUGGCAUAACUAAACAAAAUAAUUUACUUGGUUGGGCUGUUCAUAUAAUAUCACCAAAUACAAUUAGUAAUUGUAAUUUUAGAAGACAAAAAUGUUCAUUAAAUGAGGUUUCUCAUAAUGCUGCUAUUGGUCUAAUUCAAAGAGUUCUAGACAGAGGUGUAAAUCUAAGUGAGGUAUAUGUUGAUACUGUCGGACCCGCUGAAAAAUAUGAAGCUAAACUUUCGGCAAUAUUUCCACAGUUAAAAAUAAAAGUAUCUAAAAAAGCUGAUUCUUUAUUUCCUAUUGUGAGUGCUGCUAGUAUUUGUGCUAAAGUAACACGUGAUGCUGCUUUAAAAAAUUGGAAAUUUGUUGAAAAACCUGGAGAAAUCAUUGAUUCAAAUUGGGGUAGUGGCUAUCCUGCUGACCCUAUUACUAAGGAGUACUUAACAAAAAAUAUAGAUCCAGUUUUUGGAUUUCCAAAUAUAGUAAGAUUUUGUUGGUCUACUGCAGAAACAAUUUUGAAAGAUCACGCGGUACAAGUUGAUUGGUCUGAUGAUGAAGAAGAAGAUAAUAAAAGUACUGUUCCAAUAACAUCAUUUUUUACUCAGAAUGGAAAGCAAGUUAAACAAAAGACAGCAUUUUUUGAUGACCGAGGUUUAGUAGUUACAACUAAGAUUUAAAUAAAAUAAAUAAUGUUGGUAAUAUUUUAGCAAUGUAAUAUACAUAAUUUAAUUUUUUCAUGUUAUUACUACAGUAUUGUUUGUAUUAAAAAUGUAUUGUGUAUUUCUGUCCUCAAUAUAUUGAAUAUAAUACAUACUUUUAUGAUACAA
Daktulosphaira vitifoliae (grape phylloxera) is the source of this 1235-nucleotide messenger RNA. RefSeq names its product ribonuclease H2 subunit A. Gene Ontology annotation, cellular component: ribonuclease H2 complex. Gene Ontology annotation, molecular function: RNA binding; RNA-DNA hybrid ribonuclease activity. The record is from RefSeq and is a predicted model, not a curated record. The coding region runs from base 147 to 1085 and encodes 312 amino acids. NCBI's taxonomy places the organism in Eukaryota, Metazoa, Arthropoda, Insecta, Hemiptera, Phylloxeridae. The transcript is spliced from 6 exons. Gene Ontology annotation, biological process: mismatch repair; DNA replication, removal of RNA primer.